Molecule: messenger RNA, 1258 nt
Organism: Erythranthe guttata (spotted monkey flower)
Lineage: Eukaryota; Viridiplantae; Streptophyta; Magnoliopsida; Lamiales; Phrymaceae
Product: phosphatidylinositol-glycan biosynthesis class F-like protein
Biological process (GO): GPI anchor biosynthetic process
Cellular component (GO): endoplasmic reticulum membrane
Source: RefSeq, a predicted model, not a curated record
UUUGAUAUUUUAACCAGACCGGUGUCUGGGCCGGCCGGGUCACUUCUAAUUCCAAUUUGGACUUAUUCAGUCGCAUCCUCUGUAUUUCUCCGGUUCUCCUUCUCCGACGAUUGCAGAGCAGAAGCUUGAUACAGGUAAUCGCUCGCUUGAGUAUUUGUCUACACAAUCAAAAGUUGCUGAAGCAGAUUACUCUAUUCCAGAACUUAAAAGCUAUGCAACAGCCGUUGCAGCAAACAAAAGAUCCUGAAAUUGCAAAUUCAGCUGUUUCAUUUGCAUCUCCGCUGAAGUUGCUGCUGUUGCAUCUCACAUGUGGGCUAGGGUUAGCCUCGGCUUUCUGGGUCACAUUGCAUUUUUAUUCGCUCACUCUCAUCCUAAAUCCAGCCCGAACCCUCCUUAUAGUAUGGGCUGUCGAGGCUUCAGUUGUGAUCCCAAUCUAUAGUCUGUUUCGGCGCAAUCCAGAUCAGUGCUCUUAUGUUAAAGCCAUAGCGAGAGGGAUUCUAGGUCUCCCUGCUGGUGCUUUAGUGAAUGCAUUCGGAGCAAUUGUAUUGGGCGCACCUGUUGGAAUUCAGCACUUCACAAAGACAAUUCACUGGUCUCUUCUGAUGUCUGUCUUUACGUUCACCCCUGCAGCUUGUGUUUUUGGCUCAUCUUGGGCUGACUGGCAUCGAGUAUUUGCUCACACAAAGCCAAUUGGAUGUACAGAUUUUAUGAUCUGUUUACCUGCGUAUGGAGCUGUUAUCGGAGCUUGGUUUGGUGCUUGGCCUAUGCCUCUUGACUGGGAAAGACAAUGGCAGGAGUGGCCAAUUUGUGUGACCUAUGGAGCAAUUCUUGGAUACUUGGUCGGAAUGGUAUUAUCAUCUGGACUUGCUAUCUUUCACAAUCGACGAAAGCACGAGAAGGGAGACUAAUACGGGAACAAUUCGCCAACAUCGUGGUACAAAGUGACGUUGAUUCAUAUUUCUUCGACGAAAUCUCACACGUUAUCUUUAAGCUCUUCUUCCGCCAUACGUGAUUCUUGCACAAUAUAAAUUUAGCAAAUUGAGAAUGUUCGCCUAGCAUGUUUUCUUAGGCUUUCCCUCAUUGUCAAGACUAGCUUCAUAUUUUACGGCACGUAGUUCUAGUUUUUGAGGUGAUGGGUGAAGUUUUUCGUAUUAUUUUUCCUUGGGAUUUGAAAUAUUGUGUUUGUUCAAAAAUGCUUCUUUAGUGAAAUCUGGCUAGUAUUUUAGUUUUCUAGCUUAUGGUUUAUGACCGCCGCUUA